GGCUUGUCAAAGAUGGCGGCGCCCAGAGCGGUAGCGUGAAAGUUGGUGGUGGUAGUCGCUACCUAUUCGUGCUGAAAUCAAAAAAACAGUGGGAGAGUUCGCUAUGUCGCGACUGAUCGUGAAGAACCUCCCGAAUGGGAUGAAGGAGGAGCGUUUCCGGCGGCUCUUCACUGCCUUCGGCACGCUGACAGACUGCAGCCUCAAGUUCACCAAAGAUGGCAAGUUCCGCAAGUUUGGCUUCAUCGGCUUCAAGUCCGAGGAAGAGGCCCAGACGGCGCUGAACCAUUUCAACAAGAGUUUUAUUGACACGUCCCGGAUCACGGUGGAGUUCUGCAAGUCCUUUGGGGACCCGACAAAGCCCCGAGCCUGGAGCAAGCAUGCUCAGAAAUCAAGCCAGUCCAAGCCACCCCCAAACGACAAAGACGCCAUCUCCACGGAAGCUAAGAAAGACGACAAGAAGAAGAAGGUCGCAGGUGAACUGGAGAAGCUGAAAGACGAUAACGAGUUCCAGGAGUUCCUGUCGGUUCACCAGAAGCGGACACAGGUGGCCACCUGGGCGAACGAUGCCCUGGACGCUGAGCCCUCGAAAGGGAAGAGCAAGCCAGCCAACGAUUACCUGAACUUUGACUCCGACUCAGGGCAGGAGAGCGAGGAGGAGGAAGAUGGGGAGAACUCGGAAGAGGAGGAGGAUGGCCUCAAACCCAAGGAACCCAAGGCAGCCGUGCAGAAGGAGCUGUCUGACAUGGAUUACCUGAAGUCCAAGGUGGUGGCGGCUGAGUCACCAUCCUCAGAAGAGAGUGAAGAUGAAGCUGUGAACUGUGAAGAGGGGAGUGAGUCAGAGGAAGAGGGUUCCUUUGCUGCCCCCGCCCAGCAGGACAGGGAGGCGGCCCCAGCCAAGACCGAGAAACUCACUCAGACCGAGAAACCAGCCAGCCAGAAGGAACCCACCACCCCCCACACUGUGAAAUUGCGGGGAGCCCCAUUCAACGUCACAGAGAAAAGUGUCAUGGAAUUCUUGGCACCUCUGAAACCCGUGGCCAUUCGAAUAGUGAGAAAUGCUCAUGGGAACAAAACAGGGUAUGUCUUUGUGGAUUUCAGCAGUGAAGAGGAAGUGAGGAAGGCUCUGAAAUGCAACAGGGAGUACAUGGGUGGACGCUACAUCGAGGUGUUCAGGGAAAGGAAUGUCCCUGUGGCCAAGGCACCCCUGAAGAAUGGUGCCAAACCCUGGCAAGGCCGGACGCUCGGGGAGCACGAAGAGGAGGAGGACCUGGCCGACUCCGGGAGGCUGUUUGUGCGAAACCUGCCCUACACCAGCUCCGAGGAGGACCUGGAGAAGCUCUUCUCCAGAUACGGUCCUCUGUCGGAGCUACAUUACCCCAUCGACAGCCUGACCAAGAAGCCCAAGGGCUUUGCCUUCGUCACCUUCAUGUUCCCGGAGCACGCCGUGAAGGCCUAUGCGGAGGUGGACGGGCAGGUGUUCCAGGGCAGGAUGCUCCACGUGUUACCAUCCACUGUCAAGAAGGAGGCCAGUGAGGAUGCCGAUGCCCCGGGAUCAUCGUCCUACAAAAAGAAGAAGGAGUCCAAGGACAAAGCCAACAGCUCCAGUUCUCACAACUGGAACACGCUGUUCAUGGGCCCCAACGCCGUGGCCGAUGCUAUCGCCCAGAAGUACAGCGCCACCAAGAGUCAAGUGUUCGACCACGAGACCAAAGGCAGCGUGGCUGUGCGCGUGGCCCUGGGGGAGACCCAGCUCGUCCAGGAAGUGCGGUGUUUCCUCCUCGACAAUGGGGUCUGUCUGGACUCCUUUAGCCAGGCUGCCGCCGAACGAAGCAAGACCGUGAUCCUGGUGAAGAACCUUCCCGCGGGCACCCUGGCGGCUGAGCUGCAGGAGACCUUCAGCCGCUUUGGCAGCCUGGGCCGCGUGCUCCUGCCGGAGGGUGGCAUCACAGCCAUCGUGGAGUUCCUGGAGCCACUGGAGGCCCGCAAGGCCUUCCGACACCUGGCCUACUCCAAGUUCCGCCACGUCCCCCUUUAUUUGGAGUGGGCUCCAAUGGGCGUCUUCUCCAGCCCAACCCCCCAGAAAGAACAACCCCAGGACGCACCAGUGGAACCAGUGGGAACGGACAGGAUGGAGCCAGAGACAGACACUGAGACCCCAGAAGGUGAACAGCCGAUGGACAGAGCAGCGCACGAUGCUUCAGCAAAGAUGGAAGAGGAGGAGGAAGAAGAGGAAGAGGAGGAGGAAGAGAGCCUUCCCGGGUGCACUCUGUUUAUCAAAAAUCUCAGCUUUGACACCACCGAGGAGACGCUGAAGGGAGUGUUUUCCAAAGUGGGUGCGGUGAAGAGCUGCUCCAUCUCCAAGAAGAAGAACAAAGCAGGAGCGCUGCUGUCCAUGGGAUUUGGGUUUGUGGAAUACAGGAAGCCGGAUCAGGCACAGAAAGCUCUCAAGCAGCUCCAGGGUCAUGUUGUAGACGGCCACAAGCUGGAAGUGAGGAUCUCGGAACGAGCCACCAAGCCAGCCCUGACAGCCGCCCGGAAGAAACAAGCGCCCAGAAAGCAGACAACCUCCAAGAUCCUGGUGCGGAACAUCCCCUUCCAGGCUGACAGCCACGAGAUCCGAGAACUCUUCAGCACCUUUGGGGAGCUGAAGACCGUCCGCUUGCCGAAGAAGGUGACCGGGACCGGCACGCACAGAGGCUUCGGCUUCGUCGACUUCCUCACCAAGCAGGACGCGAAGAGAGCCUUCAAUGCCCUGUGUCACAGCACCCACCUGUACGGCCGGAGGCUGGUGCUGGAGUGGGCCGACUCGGAGGUGAGCCUGCAGGCCCUGCGGCGCAAGACGGCCGAGCACUUCCACGAGCCCCCGAAGAAAAAGCGGUCUGUGGUGUUGGAUGAGAUCCUGGAGCAGCUGGAAGACAGUGAGGACGACGGCAAGGAGCAGACCCUUCAGCUGUGAGCUGGCACUGAGGGGCUGCUGAGCUGGAGUUCCCACCUCCGUCUCAUCAAGGGAUGGACGGCUCAGAGUCUGGAACAUGGCCUCCGUCCUGCCCCUUCCUCGCCACUCGGGACUGCGAGCCGUGCUUUAGUCCUCCGUCCGUCCUCGCCGACCGUGGGGCCACUCACGAAGCACCAGGCUCCGAGCCCAGACACCAGCUCAGGUGGAGCUCAGCCACAUCCACUAAUGGCAGACACCCUCUGCUCACAGGCCGGGGACCCCGCGAAAUGCGAGCAGGUCCCCAGCCCUGGCCAGUGGGCUCCCAAGGCUCAUCCCAGACUUAGGGCGCCCACAUGCCCACACCUGUUGGAGAUCCCAGCCCAGCACACGCCAAGAUGGGGGUGAUGGGCAGGAAAGAGCAGUAGCGUAUCUGCUCUGGGCCUGAAUCCCAGCCCAGCCGCCCCCAGCUUUGUGACUGUGGACUAGCAAGGUUCUGUCUGAGCCUUGGUGUAAAGGCAUGAUCUUGUGCCUACCUUACAGACGGUGCUUGGACCACGCCAGUCAAUCCAAGUAAAGCCCAGAGCAAGCA
Molecule: messenger RNA, 3524 nt
Organism: Budorcas taxicolor (takin)
Lineage: Eukaryota; Metazoa; Chordata; Mammalia; Artiodactyla; Bovidae
Gene: RBM19
Product: RNA binding motif protein 19
Exons: 25
Coding region: 104-2956 (950 amino acids)
Molecular function (GO): RNA binding
Source: RefSeq, a predicted model, not a curated record